Molecule: messenger RNA, 1110 nt
Organism: Alternaria rosae
Lineage: Eukaryota; Fungi; Ascomycota; Dothideomycetes; Pleosporales; Pleosporaceae
Exons: 2
Coding region: 1-840 (279 amino acids)
Source: RefSeq, a predicted model, not a curated record
AUGAGCGAAUUGGCGCAGAAGCCUGAUAUCACUGUGGUCCAGAGCGACCCUGUGGUAGAUUCAGCCCAGUCGUCCGCGUCAUCGCCCGUCCAUACGGAGGACUCGCAAUCAGGCGUUCAGAUGCUUCGCAUAGAGGAGCAAUCGCCGCCGGCAAGAGUGGAAGGCGAUCUAGCGACAGGCAGUCGAGCCGAUCAAGAUGCACCUCCUACUACUUCGCCGCCAGCCCGGGAAGCUGUCUACAACCGUGUGAUCAAAUGCGUAACAUAUCGCGCCAACAACCUCCCCUGCGACGACCUCGGCCCUUGCACCGAGUGCGAACAAGACGAAACCGAAUGCAUUCGCCGUCGCUGCGGCUUUGCGGCUAAGAAGGUUGGACAGCGCUGCGAGCCGCUCUGCGACUGUCUUCACAACAGUGAACUGCAGAAGAACAGCGAGGCAGACAACGGCAAGAUGAACAAGCGCAAACGGGAACUGGAAGACAGUGAAGCGGAAGGUAAGGGCCCAUAUAAGGCACUGAAGGACACAGUGUUGGAGGAGAGGACAUCGGACGAGGAGCCAGAAUACUACAGCCUGGAAGAGAUGCGGUUGGCGGCAAGGGCCACUGCAGAAAGGGAAAGCAAACGCUUGUUCGACAAGAUAAUGGCGAUAUCGAAGAGCGAAGUGGCGGCAAGGAUGUCAACUCAAGAGCAUCGGGAAGACGACGAGGCAAAGGGUGAGGAGGUCAAGAAGGUCAAGAAGGUCAAGAAGGUCAAGAAGGUCAAGAAGUCUGCCAUUGCCAUCGCAUACGUGUAUCUCGCUGAUGGAACCGGAACGGCGCAGGAUGUUGAAGCUACCGACUGAGUUUUGUCGUCAGGGCAAGCAUCGGUUGCGGCGAUCAGGCGCGACGACUUCAGGGAUGAUAGGGCGCCUCAUGGCGCUCACGAUCUUUCUGUAUACUAUCAUGCCGAAGUAUCGCCUAGUCGUCGAUCGUGGGGGAACGACACAUGGUAUGCGGGGACAGACCUUUGGAGUAAGGAUUUUGCGGUAACGGACUCGCUGAGAGCCUGUUAAAUUAGGCCUAGAUUUACAAACAGACACCAUUGUGUAUCGUCGUGGACCGCGUGUUGUGAU